Molecule: messenger RNA, 1279 nt
Organism: Drosophila willistoni
Lineage: Eukaryota; Metazoa; Arthropoda; Insecta; Diptera; Drosophilidae
Gene: Ctns
Product: cystinosin homolog
Exons: 8
Coding region: 17-1213 (398 amino acids)
Biological process (GO): L-cystine transport
Cellular component (GO): lysosomal membrane
Molecular function (GO): L-cystine transmembrane transporter activity
Source: RefSeq, a predicted model, not a curated record
AAUUCAAGCCUGAACAAUGGAGCGCAAAUUUCAUAGAUUUUUCCAGGCGCUUGCCGUGCUCUCCAUGCUGGUGGUUGUUGCAACCGGUCAGGGUCUCACUGUGGAUACCCACGACCUCACAAUCAUUGUGAGUUCAAACGAAAGUUUUUUGGUCUAUGCCAGUGCCAAUCUGGAGACGGAUUUCAGUGUCACUUUGCUGACGCAACACGAGGACCAUUUAGUCGUGGAUCCCGAGUCAUUUACCUACUCCGCAGGGAGCAUCCAAAACCAAACUGUUAUCGUGACAGGUCUAAAAGCCGGUUACGUGGAGAUCACAGCCAACAGCACCUCCGGUGAGAGUUCGAUCACUGAGGAUCUCUUUGUACGCAUCACUGUGGCUAAAUCAGAAGCCCUCAUCUAUACCUCAAUUGUGUUUGGUUGGAUCUACUUUGUAGCCUGGUCUGUGUCAUUUUAUCCCCAGAUCUGGAUAAACUAUCGGCGCAAGUCUGUCGAGGGUUUGAAUUUUGACUUCCUCACAUUAAAUAUUGUGGGCUUUACAUUGUACAGUAUGUUCAAUUGUGGCUUGUAUUUCGUGGGAAGUCUGCAGGAUGAGUACGAAAAUCGUCAUCCUCGUGGCCUCAAUCCGGUGAUGCUGAACGAUGUCGUCUUCUCACUGCACGCCAUGUUUGCCACGACAAUCACAAUUGUUCAGUGUUUCAUUUACGAGCGUGGUCAACAACGAGUUUCAAAGACAGCAUGCGGUAUUUUGGGAAUCUUUACCCUAUUCGUUAUGAUUUCAGCCAUCCUUGCUGGCGUUAGUGUAAUCCAUUGGUUAGACUUUCUCUAUUAUUGCAGUUAUGUAAAACUGACGAUAACAAUUAUUAAAUAUGUGCCUCAAGCCCUUAUGAAUUUCCGCCGAAAGAGCACUGUCGGAUGGAGUAUUGGUAACAUACUGUUGGACUUCACUGGCGGUACUCUGAGCAUGCUGCAAAUGAUCCUAAAUGCCCAUAAUUACGAUGAUUGGGUUUCUAUAUUCGGAGAUCCCACAAAGUUUGGCCUCGGCGUCUUCUCGGUACUCUUCGAUAUAUUCUUUAUGCUGCAGCACUACGUCUUUUAUAGACAUGCCAGAGAAACUUCGAUUUCCAAUUUAUCGGCUGUUACGGAAGUGCAAAAUGAUUCCCAAAACGAUUCACCGCAAAAAGAGCCGGAUGUUGAAGCAUCUGAAAAAUGUUAGAAUGCAACCAAUGUUUCGUUCUGAUAAUUUUAAAUAUAUGUAAAUUUUUGAAGAUUUAAUAUUAAA